Elgaria multicarinata webbii is the source of this 600-nucleotide messenger RNA. Its product is annotated as olfactory receptor 2T5-like. Gene Ontology annotation, biological process: G protein-coupled receptor signaling pathway; detection of chemical stimulus involved in sensory perception of smell. The transcript has a single exon. Gene Ontology annotation, molecular function: olfactory receptor activity. Gene Ontology annotation, cellular component: plasma membrane. Bases 1 to 600 code for a protein of 199 amino acids. The record is from RefSeq and is a predicted model, not a curated record. NCBI's taxonomy places the organism in Eukaryota, Metazoa, Chordata, Lepidosauria, Squamata, Anguidae.
AUGUCCUAUGACAGGUAUGUGGCUAUAUGCAAGCCUUUGCAAUAUCCAGUCAUCAUGAGGAACAAAAACUGCUACAUUAUGUCAGUAGCUGCCUGGUUUUGGUCUUCUGUGCAGGCGUUGACAUGUUCCCUUUAUGUACUACCUCUUCCCUACUGCAAGUCCAAUGUGAUUAAUCAUUACAUGUGUGAUUAUCCAGCCCUUGUACAGUUGUCCUGCUCUGACAAUUCUGCAUUUAAUAAAGCUACGUAUUUUGGUGAUUUCCUGGUGUUUCUCAUCCCCAUCUCGGUCAUCCUUGCUUCCUACAUAGCCAUCCUUUUGCAAGUCUUGCGAGCAAGCUCCUCUGAGAGAAGCCACAAGGCCUUAGGGACCUGCUUGUCCCAUUUGUGUGUGGUCGGUCUCUUCUAUGGAACAGCCAUUUUGGCAUACAUGACACCCAUGUCCUCCUAUUCAGCUGAAAGAUCCAUGAUUAACAUAGUUUUUUAUACCAUGGUUCCUGCCAUGAUGAACCCUUUCAUAUACAGCCUGAGGAACCGGGAUGUGUUGGCAGCACUGAGAAAACUUUUCACAAAAUACACGUGGCAGAAACUAUUUGAUAAGUGA